UGCCCAGGACGCCAGCCCCAGCUGGAGGGGGACACACCACCGCAGCCCACUAUGAACGGCAAACACAAAGGAGACACUGAGGACGAACUCGGGAAUGCAGAGCACCAGCAUGAGCUGCUCCACAUCCCAGGGAAGAAGUGAGAGUCUGUGGAGAUACCAGCUCCGCUCCAGUCCCCGCGGCCCUGGCAGAUCUGGACUCUCCCUUCUGCAAGUUCAUGCUGAUGUGCAGUGGAAGUGGUGCUUGGGAACAUGGAGGCCCUCCAGGUCACACUCGACAAUGUCGCUGUCUGUGCGGCCGCAACGCCGAGUCCUUGUCGCCAAGAUCAAUAGGAGCCAGUCGUUCGCCGGAGUGAAUUCAGCCGUGGACCGGCCUUUCAGGAACCUCUCGCCCUUCACCCCUACUGUCUCCCGCAAGGCUGGCUCCAGGGUCAGUAGGAUGUUCUCAAUGUCCCACAAAUCCCCACCGCCCAAGGUGCCUCAGCCCAACCGCCUGGAUGAGGUGUAUGAAGCACUAAAGAAGGGCCUGACAGCCUACCUGGAGGUGCACCAGCUGGAACUGGAGAAGCUCAGCACCCAGAUCCGCGAGUCCAAGAGAAAUUCACGCCUGGGCUUUCUCUAUGACCUGGAUAAGCAAGUUAAGUCAAUUGAGCGCUUCCUGCGUCGCCUGGAAUUUCAUGCUAGCAAGAUAGAUGAGCUCUACGAGGCCUAUUGCAUCCAGCGGCGGCUCCGUGAUGGGGCCCACAACAUGGUCAAGGCUUACAGCACAGGGUCACCGGGUAGCCGAGAGGCACGUGAGAGCCUGGCCGAGGCCAGCAAGGGGUAUAAGGAGUACACAGAGAACAUGUGCCUGUUGGAGAGCGAGCUGGAGAGUCAGCUGGGCGAGUUCCAUGUCCGGAUGAAAGGACUGGCAGGUUUUGCCCGGCUGUGUGCUGGUGACCAGUACGAGAUCUUUAUGAAGUACGGACGGCAACGGUGGAAGUUGCGGGGGCGCAUCGAGGUGAACAGCAAGCAGGUGUGGGACAGUGAGGAGAUGGUUUUCUUGCCUCUCGUCACCGAGUUCCUCUCCAUCAAGGUGACAGAGCUUAAGAGCCUAGCCAACCAUGUCGUGGUGGGCAACGUGUCGUGUGAGACCAAGGACCUGUUCGCAGCUCUACCCCAGGUAGUGGCUGUGGAUAUCAAUGACUUGGGUACCAUCAAACUCAGCCUGGAGGUGACCUGGAACCCCUUCGACAAGGAUGACCAGCCCUCGGCAGCCAGCACUGUCAACAAGGCCUCCACGGUGAACAAGCGGUUCUCUACCUACAACCAGAGCCCCCCCGACACACCAUCCCUGCGGGAGCAGGCUUUCUAUAGCCCAGCGCGGGCAGCCGACAAGCAUGGCUGGUCCUUGUUGGACAUCUUUCGGGAGACACUCUUCGAGAAGCUGUCUCAGAGCUGUUCCUGCGGCGACGUCUCCUCGGUCGAGCUCAGGAGAUGGCCGCAGCAGGGCUGCAACAUGCUGCGGCGCCAGGAGGAGCUGGAGAAUGGCACAGCCUGGUCCAUCUCCUCGGAGUCAUCAGAUGAUUCCUCGAGCCCCCAGCUGUCAGGCAAUACCCGCCACACUGUGCACAAGCCUAUUGUGCAGCCAGAGGUGCAGGCCUCGGCCCCUGCCAUCGAGAUCUCCUUCUCCCAGCAGCAGGAGGCAGGGGCUGGAGCCAGCAUCCCCGCCAGGCCAGGGAUGCCCGACCGGCCAGAGGAGCAAGAUAGCUCCAAGAAGGAUGUGGUGGCCAAUGGGCAUGUGCCCUACUCUCGAACUCUGAGCCACAUCAGUGAAGCCAGUCUGGACACCACAGUGGAGGCCAAGGCUGUGGAGAGCACGUGGGAGCCCUCUCCAAGCCCAGAAGACUCUGGCCCAGGCGAGCCGAACACAGACUCCCUCCCCGGUGCCUCAAAUAUGUUGCCGGCAGCCUGGGCAGAGCAGGACAGAGGCCUCGAGGCCAAGCCCCGCGCCAUGGUAUCAUGGGCUGAGUCCUGCGAGUCGGAGGCCACACAGGUAGAGCCGGUGGUCAGCCAAGUGCCAGCGCAGGGUGACUGUGACACCACGGCCCCCACACAGGCCCCGGCCCCGGCACACACCUCCGUGGAGAUGCCCAUCCACACCCCACUCCUGCCUGCCGGUCCCCCUGAGGUCCCACGAGUGAAGGCCGUGGACUCAGGCCUGGAGGAGGCCAUCAGCCUCUUGGGUUCAGCCCUGGAUGACUAUCGGGGACAGUUCCCAGAGCUGCAGCCCCUCGAACGGGAGCUCAAACACCUGGAGGAGAUCCUGCUGCACAAGCAGGGUGUGUUCCUCAGCCGGGCCUCCAGCAUCAGUCUCACGGUGGAGCACGCGCUGGAGAGCUUCAGCUUUCUCAACACCUCCGACAUAGACGACUCAGAGGGCUCUGAGGAGGAAGCCAUCCGGGAUGAGAGGAGGGCUGGCAAACCCCGGCGUGGGAGUGGGGCUCCCAGCGCUGGUGAGAUGGGGGCAGACGACACUGGCUUGUGCAGCUGCUCCGAGAGCAGCACGGACCCCAUGAGUACUGGCAACGAGUUUCUGGAUAAGUCCCUGGUGCUUCAUCUCAACAACUGCAACUGCCUGCUGCUGAAGCUGGGCACCUUCGGACCCCUGCGGUGCCGGGAGAUGUAUGCCCUGGACAGGUUGCUGCGGGAGGCACAGGUGCUGGAGAUCGUGUGCCAGCUAACAGAGGAGCGAUCGGGAGCAGCCAGCUCUGCUGCCGAAGUGGUGCAGUUCUCAACACAGAAGGAGGGAGUGCUGCCCCUUUGGGACCUCUGCGUGGAGGUACCCAAUGUCUACACCUGCCCUGUGGAGCGGUUCCUGCAGGUCCUGAGCACCCAGUAUGCAGCGCUUAUCAGUGAGCGGCACCCUGGCCUAGCUGAUGCAGUGUGUGUGAAGCUGGUGGAGGACGUGCUGAAUCGACGGCUGCCCCGGCGACCUGGCAGUGCCCAGAGCGAGCAGGUCACCAUCUUCCAGUACUGGAGCCACUUUGAGUCACUCGGUGCCCUGAUGCUGGAUGCCUAUGUGAUGGAGCUGGCGGAGGAAGUGCUGCUGGCGCAAAACCUGAACUCAGACGACCAGGACGUGGUGCUGCGGGCCCUGAAACGCAUGCCUGAGGGCCGCCUCAAGAAGGAAGGACUGAAGGCACUGAGUCUACUCCUUGUGGAGGGCAACAGCAAGGUGGUGAGCGCUGUGUCAGCCCAACUCCGCAGCCUGGCUGAAAACCCUCGCUUCCGCCAACGGGCCCUCGUGUGUUACCUGGACCAGCUGGAGGAUGAGGAGGUGCAGACACGUGUGGCAGGGUGUGCAGCGCUGGGCUGUCUCAAGGCCAAGGAGAGCAUCGAGCAGCUGAUUUACCUGUGCCAAACUGACAAGGAACCCGUGCGGGAGGCAGCCAAGCAGAGCCUGAUGCUGUGUGGGGAGGACGGUAAAUUGGCUCACCGGCGGCUGGAGGAGUCCCUGGACAGCCUCCCGAGGAUCUUUGCACCAGCCAGCAUGGCCAGUACAGCUUUCUGAGACACCACACACACCUGCCUGCCAUCCCUCAGGGCAAAGGCACCGCUGGGCUGACUGGGCUUACAUGGACUGGGCCAAGCCAGCACCCAGAGGCUCCCACCCUCAGCAGCACACUGCAGUAUUACCCCUACCAGCAGCUUGCCGCAGCCGCUCACUGCCUUACAGAGCACCGCUUCCCCUGCCCCUAGACACUGGCCAUUUGGAGUGCCCUGUACACACCCCUGGGCAGGGGGGCUCGCUGCACCUCUCACCCUUUGAUUGGUAUUUAAAUUGCUGGGGAGCUUGCCCUACCCAGCCCUUCGUUGGCAACAGCUGCUGAGACUGGAGCAGGGCAGAGAUGUACCUGACUUCUCUGCCACUUCCCUCCCGUUGUGCGAGGGCACACGCCCUUCCCCAGAAGGACCUGCACUUUGGAAACGAUGCUGUUUCUUCCCAGGAGUUUCCUGGGCUGUGGGGACUGUCACCCUUUGCCAUCUGGAGUCCCCAGGACUUAAAUAAAAUGAUAUAUGAGAUAUUAAUAUAUUCUGCUGGCAUUUCUUCUUUCCAGCUCCACAUGCUCCUGUCCCUCCCCAGGCCUGGCUGUAGGGGGGUGCAGUGAGAUACGGCCCCAGCCCAGAGCCUUUCCCAGUCUCUUGGGAAGCACUGUGGAGGGCAGGGGCAGGAGGAGCAAAAGACGGAGGGCUGGACAGACGGAUGGACAGAAGCUGCCACUUUUUUUGGUUUUAUUUUAUUUUUUAUUUACAGAUUUUUGCAGAAAAACAAAAGCAAAAAAUUCUUUUCUAUAAUGUCUCUAUAAAUCUAUAUAUAAUGUAAUUACAGAGAAUGACUAAUUUUGAUUUUAAACCAGAAAUAAAAACAAACCUUUAAUGAG
This is a messenger RNA of Struthio camelus australis, 4421 nucleotides long. Lineage: Eukaryota; Metazoa; Chordata; Aves; Struthioniformes; Struthionidae. The record is from RefSeq and is a predicted model, not a curated record.